Messenger RNA from Acanthosepion pharaonis, 1872 nucleotides. NCBI's taxonomy places the organism in Eukaryota, Metazoa, Mollusca, Cephalopoda, Sepiida, Sepiidae. The record is from the annotation of a GenBank genome assembly.
AUGUCUUCCUCUUAUUCUGUAUCCUUUGCUUUCUUACCUCCACUCUUUCUCUCCGUGAUAGCUUUUCUAUCUUUCAUCCACAAAUGCACUCUCUCCUUUGUCCUUUCUAGCACUCUAUUUCAUUAUUUAUUCUCUAUUUUCUUUUCCUUUUUAUUCUUUCUGCCUAUUCUCUCAUUAUCACAUGCACACUGUCUUCAUGCCCCUAUCUCUCUCUCUCUCUCUCUCUCUCUCUCUCUGUCAAAUUCCAUCAAAUUUAUCUCUUAUAUUGUUUAUCUGCCCACAUAUGCACACUACACCUCCCCCACCUCGUUCCUUAAUCUCACGCAUCACAUUCUGUUCUCCCCACCCCCACCCACUUUCUCUCUCCUUCAUAUCUCCCCACCAAUACUGUUCUUUGACUCUGUGAAUAUAUACAUUUGUAAUUGUGCAUUGCCUGAGAUGGGCUAUACUCUUUCUUUCCACACAGUUUCACUUCUUUUUGUCUUUUUCUUCAUUCUCCUUCUCCAACUUUUCUCUUUUCCUUUCCUUCUUUCAUUUUCUUUUUCCACCUUUUCUUCUCGUCUCUGUAGCUUUAAGAGGAAAGGGGAGAUUUUUUCCUCUCUUUUUAUCUCUGUAUUUAAUUCAUCUUUAAUAUAUUUUUGUCUUGCUCCAAAUUUCUUUUUUCUAUCCUCCUCCUCUGUAUAUUUGCUUACUAUCUCACCUUUUUUUUCUUUUUUAAACUUUUCCUCUUUCUCCAUAUUUUUCUCCUUUUCUUUCUCUCUUUCUGUACCUUACCCAAUCCUUUACCCAUACAUAUUUCUUAACAUUCCUUUCCAGGUUAACCUCCUUAUAACCCCCACUGGCCUUCUUACUUUCACUGAUUGCAUAAAUUCACUAACCCCCCCACCCCACCCUAUCUCUCUCCUGCAUCUGUUGAAUACUAUCCAUUUGGGAGCAUUUAGGCUUGACUGCAUUACUAAACUUUAUGUUAAGCUAAUUUGGAGUUUUCUUUCACUUUUUCUCCUUUUUCUCUUUCUCUCUUUUUUCUUUAUAGGUUUCCCUCUCUUGCCCCACCAUUUUUCAUUGAAUUUUCUUUGCCUGACCCUCACUUCCUUAUUUUCAUUUCUCAUCCAUUCUAUUUUUUUAUCUUAUUUUUUUAUUCUCCCUUUUAUUUUUCUUUCUUUUUCAUUAUUCUUUUCUUUUUCAUUAUUCUUUUCUUUUUCAUUAUUCUUUUCUUUUUCAUUUUUCUUUUCUUUUUCAUUAUUCUUUUCUUUUUCAUUAUUCUUUUCUUUUUCAUUAUUCUUUUCUUUUUCAUUAUUCUUUUCUUUUUCAUUUUUCUUUUUUCUUUCUUUUGCCUUCACUCUCUCUUCUUUUAUUUGUUUUUCCUUUUUCUUUCUUUUGCCUUCACUCUCUCUUCUUUUAUUUGUUUUUCCUUUUUCUUUCUUUUGCCUUCACUCUCUCUUCUUUUAUUUGUUUUUCUUUUUUCUUUCUUUUGCCUUCACUCUCUCUUCUUUUAUUUGUUUUUCCUUUUUCUUCCUUUUCUUUUUACUCCACCCUUACCUUUUUUCUCUCUUUCACCUCUACCCAUCCCCUUCCCAUGUUGAUUCCAAAUGCAAUUUUCCAUUCUUAACCUUCUUUCUGCCCUCCUUACUCUGUAUCCAGCUCAUUGUCUGUCUGUCUGUUAGCAAGCUCACCUUUCAUGCUUGGAAACAGAUGGUUUCCAAGCGCGCCCUUCGUGUCUGUCUGCCUGCAAGCCUGCAAGCUUCGUCUUCUGUCUGUCUGCCUGCAAGCGCCUCUUCGCGGUUCGUCUGCCUGCAAGCCGCCGCCUUCUUCGUCUGUCUGUCUGCAAGCGCGCCCUUCGUGUCUGUCCAUCCAUCUCCAGACACAAUGUAG